This is a messenger RNA of Onthophagus taurus, 1224 nucleotides long. The record is from RefSeq and is a predicted model, not a curated record. Lineage: Eukaryota; Metazoa; Arthropoda; Insecta; Coleoptera; Scarabaeidae.
CAAUGAUUUACCGUGUUUUGACAGUUAAUACGUCAAAAGAUUGUCAUUCCCGUAAAACAUUAAAAUCUUAUCAAAAUCACGCCGCGUUUUUAAGUAACACAACUAAAAACUAAAAAAUUAAUAAAGAAUAUUAAGAUGUCAUCACGCGUGUUGAGAAAAUUACAAGGUGAUAAAGAACUGACGGAUGAAGUGUCCGAUAAUGAAGCGGAACUGCCUGUAUCCGGCGGUGCAAGAAAGAAGUUAAAUAUCAACAGAUACGACUUGUUAAAUCAACAAUCUCAUUCUGAGAGUGAAGUAAAAGAAGAUGAUAAUGAAACCGAGGCUAAUAAAUCUUGUGAAGGAGAUAAUAAUCACGAAUCGGUGAAGAGGAAGAAGAAGAAAAAGAAGAAAAAAGGAAAAAAUGUUAAUGCUCAAAGGAGUAGUGAAGAUAAUGCUGAAGUGGAUGAAGUUGAAAAAUCAGUACGAGAGGUAAACAAACUUCUUGGAGAAAAUUACGUUUCAAAGCCGAUGGCUUCUAUUUCGAAACAAGAAAGGAAUAUUCAGCUUAAAAAAUGCAUUUUAAGUAUUCAACAUAAACAUUUAAAUCCCAAUAAUGAAUUAAAACGAAUUUUUGGAUCAAAAAUAAUACAAACUGAACAUAAGCGAAAAAAUCGUGGUACUGGUAGAGGUCAUGUUAAAAUGACUUGGCUUGUUUCCGGUAAGGAUACUUGGCCCCAGGUUGGAAAAACCGGUCUUUCAAUGAUGAAACAAGACAACUCCCCAGAACAUAAGUCAGGGUUACAGUAUUUUACUUAUGAACACAAUCAGAGCUAUAGACAGGUUCAAAAUCGUUUUUUAGAAGCCGUUGAAAGUUUAAAUCCUGAUAAUAUCGUUGCAAUAAUAAACGAGCAUCCCUAUCAUGUUGAUACACUCAUUCAAUUAUCAGAUUUGUGUAGAAUAGCUGAGGACCUUGCCAUUGCAGCUGAGUUUAUUGAAAGAGCUCUUUAUUGUCUUGAAUGCGCAUUUCAUCCAUUGUUUAAUAUUGCUCAAGGUAAUUGUAGAUUGGAUUAUAGAAGACAAGUUAAUAGGUUGGUUAUUAAUUUUGUAUAUUUAAGAUUAUUUUUAUACAAGUUGUUUAAUGUAACUGGUUUGUUAGAACUUUUUAGGUUUCACUAUUUGUAUAGUUUUGAAAUUCUGGUUGUUCAUUCGGAACUUUUGAUCUAAAAUAUUUUCAAGAUGGCUACC